Messenger RNA from Toxorhynchites rutilus septentrionalis, 3574 nucleotides. RefSeq names its product inner centromere protein (gene Incenp). Gene Ontology annotation, molecular function: protein serine/threonine kinase activator activity. Gene Ontology annotation, cellular component: midbody; chromosome passenger complex; kinetochore. Gene Ontology annotation, biological process: mitotic cytokinesis; meiotic spindle midzone assembly; positive regulation of protein serine/threonine kinase activity. Bases 287 to 2962 code for a protein of 891 amino acids. Lineage: Eukaryota; Metazoa; Arthropoda; Insecta; Diptera; Culicidae. The record is from RefSeq and is a predicted model, not a curated record. The transcript is spliced from 4 exons.
CCCAUUUGAUCGUUCAUCAUUGCUUUUCUGUCUUUUUCGCCGUUGGGAAUAAUUUUUGCUUGAAUCCUGCAAGCUGCCCAGAAGUUUUGCUCUUUUGUACUGUUGAUUUGUGCUCCAGUCUCACGUUUGUGUAUAGUUUGAAAGGGAAAAAAAUUGCAUUUGCUGUGAUUAUCAUUUUUAGUUUUAAAAAGUGCAAUUUGAGCUGAGAAGAGGUCGUUUGUGUGCGUGCGCGCUACUGUUAUGAUUUAACGCUCCUUCCCUGCCGGAAAACAUUCGAGGCCGCGAUAUGGACGAUCUGAUGUGCAAAUUUGACGAACUGAUUCUGCAAACGAUUGCGUCUGAAACGAAAUUGGAGGAAGAGUUUCGGAAAUCUACUCAAAAACUGAACGAUCAUGUUCUCCAAUCGAUUACUACCGGAACGCCUGUACAAAGCAAGAAGCGCCCGAAGCGAUUGGACUCAAUUAACGACAAUGAUCAGGAUCAAGAGCACGAGUCUUCGACGACAUCUGGCAGUAGCUCUCUCAUUGGUCGAGCCAGUCACAUGAAAAACAGUGUGCAUGAUCAACAAUUACCGGCUGCGAAUGCCAGUUGUGCUUCAGUGCCACUUCCGGUUGUAGAAAAAACAAAGGAGGCGAAAGAAAAAAGGUCCAGUUCUGCUCGACCUGCACGAUCAGCCCGGACCAAGGCUUGUCAAAAUUUGAAGGAAAAAUCAGUGAAAGGAAAGUUACGACAACCGAGUAUUGUGAUUAAGCAGGAGCGUAUUUCGGAGGCACGAAAAGAAGAGGAUGAACCCAUGGAAAUGGACGUGGAAAAUGAUGCCAAUGCUUUGAAUGGAAUAGAGCCACUGGAAAAACAAAAGAAAGCCGAUAGAAGUAAAUCGAACGAUGAAGGAUUUGGUAGCACAAACGAAAAGGAGAAAGAACCAGUGUAUCCUCCAUCGAGAGAAAUGUCAAUUGUAGUCGUACCACAGCCAAUUCCGAAGGUUGAAGUUCUGUCCGACGAUGAAGAUGCCGGGAAAAUGCCACCUCCCUCUAUGCCUCCACCGUCGGUACCUGCUCCAAAAACAAAAGGACGCCCAAAAAAAACGGAGAAAUCUAAAGCCAAGACUUCGAACGUAAUUUCAAUCAAACGCGAAAAAGAUUUGGACGAAUACUCGAGUUCUGCGGUGUCGUCCGCUGAAUCGACCAUAUCGAACUCAUCUACAAGAAGCUCUAGCCGCAUUCGGAAGGAGUCUAAGGUAGAGGUGGGAAAAAUCCGUGUAAAAACAGAAAAACUAUCGACGGGUGAGAUGGAGAACACAAACAGGUCGAAUGUGGGAGGUAAACCUUCUUCAAGUAGUCCUACUCAGUCUGAAAAAUCAGUUUACGAAGACGCUAUUGAAGGCGACGCAAUCAUGAGGCCGUUAAAUGUAGUGCUUAAUAAAAUACCUGUCGCUCAGGAGAACGAGAGAAACCAAACGUUUGCAAUGGAUAAAAACGGGACUUUCUCCGUCCAGGCAUCAAACGGAACAUUCGUUGUUCCCUCUCCUACUGGUAUGGCAAACGGAACAUUUAGCGUGAAGUCUCCCGAAAAUGGAGCCAACGCUACAUUUGAUGUUCGCCAAUUGCCGGGGGUAGAGAACAAUACAUUUGUAAUGGAAAGCAAGAAAACCGCACAAGACCAGCGUGACCUGAGCAUCAUGACUGAGGAUAAUUCGCACAUUGAGGAGAGCCCUGAGAAGCCACACGUUCCUGCAGCCAAGAAGCCACCGGUGUCUAAGAAACCUUCGGUAGCUACAAAAACAAGCAGCAAGAAAAAAAAUGAGUUGUUUAGUCUACAGAGUCCCAUCAAGACUCGUAUCGAAGCAUUUGAGAAGGCUGCCGUGGGUUCUCCGGCCCAGAUGCGAGGAGGAACAAACAAAAAUACGACCCCAUCGCAGACGGCUCGGUUGCCUCCCAAAACUUCCACCACACCGUUGGCAUCCCAAAGGUUUCCCUCAACAUUCAAGUCAACCGGUCAGAAUACUCCAACCACACAAAGUACGCUUCCCCCAAGCAAGGGCAUAUCAUCUUCGGCCUCCAAGCUAGCCCAUUUGCAGAAGAAACCAGCACUGGCGUCGGCAACGCUAACCAAAUCCCAGAGUUUGUCUCGGGAACCCAGUAUGGAGCGGUUGGGGACACUAUCAGCAGCUUCGUCCAGUUCAUCGCUGGCCAUGGACGAGAAAAAAAAGAAGCGCGAGGAAAAGCAAAGACUGGCCCAACAGCAGCGCGAGCAAAUGGAGAAGGAAAAGCGUGAAAACGCCGAACGACUGCUGCGGGAGAAGGAGGAAAAGCACCGCAAACUGGUACAGGAGAAGGAGGAGAAACUGCGAGCCGAGCAGGUGAAGAAGGCGAAGAAAAUGGAGGAAUUCGAGAAGCGGCGGCAUCUAGAGGAGUUGAAUCAACGAAUGCUGGCCGAACAAAGGGCCGAGCUACUAAAGCUGGAGCAGCAGCAGAGAGCGGAGCGGGAACAAGCCGAACUGAUCAAGAUGAACCAGGCGAAGGAGAGCUACGAGAUCAAACUUCAUAAACAAAUGUAUCAACAGAAGAUGCAAACACAGCAGAAGCUCCAACAUCAAGCCCAGCAACAACAACAGCUUCAGCUUCAACUUCAAAUGAAGAAAAACAAACAGUCAGCUGCGGAAAAAGCCCUAUUCAACUUCGACAUGAUCCAAACGGACGAUUCGACUGACGAUGAAAGCACCAACAAUAAGAACAAUAAGCGCCCUCCACUGCCCUCGUGGUGCUCAAAGGGAGAACGUCUCUCGGCCAUCCGGAUACAGAGCGAAAUCAAACUGAAGGCCAUCGAUCAGUUCUUCUCGGUGUCACCAAUGACACCGGAUCUGCGCGAGAUUUUCCCCGCUAUCGAUUCCCGCAAGCUGAAGCGAAACUCGAGCGCCGUGUGGCGGACUCCGCCACGAUACUCGCAAAUGCCUAAGUACUGAAGCUUUGUCGAUCUACUUUCAACUGCUACUAUCACUACAGGAUCAUUUCCAUAUAAUAAUCGAAGUAUUUGUAAGCAGGUAGGUGUUCCGUUUUGGUCGGGUCACGCCGGUUAGUACACUUAUUUUCUCCUUUGUCGGAGUACUCUAGUAUGAACGUGGUUUGUAUGUAUAUAUUGAUAUGUUUUUCUACCAGUACAACAUUUGGAUAUUGCAAAUAAGAACUGAUUUUAAUCGAGCGCACCGCAGAACAAGCAAACUUUGUUUGGGAAGGAUUGUGGACGUAAAUUUUCCGUUGAAAUAAAAAAAAACAUCGUUAGGCGUCCAAACUGAUAGGGCAGUACAAAACAAUUUUUAAGAAUACUUUACUAGAAAUUUUGUUCGUCAAAGGGCACAUGAAUAACAUCGUUGUUAUAAUAACGCUAACCAAAUUUAAGGUAUCAUUUCUCGGUAGAGUUUCAUUUGAAAUUGAUUUUUUGUUUUUGUUUUAUUGUCUCAUUUUGAAACAAGACUACUUUUGUUUAUAUUUUCCCCGCUUGAAAACGAAAAUGCUAUGGAAGGAACAUAUGAAGUAUUAAUUUUAAUUAUAUUUAAAUAAAUUUCACGCUAUUUAGA